AUCAUUCCUCGUUUCCUCUCUCUCGAACUCGUACCUUACCGCCCUCACCAGAGGUAGAGAGAGCAGAGCAAUGGCUGAGAGAGGUGGAGAGAGAGGAGGUUUUGGUAGGGGCUUUGGCCGUGGAGGUAGAGGCGAUCGCGGUCGCGGUCGCGGAGGCCGUGGUGGUGGUCGUCGCGGCGGCGGCCGUCGUGAUGAAGAAGAGAAGUGGGUCCCUGUGACCAAGCUAGGGCGACUGGUUAAGGAAGGAAAGAUCAGAAGCUUGGAGCAGAUCUACCUCCAUUCUCUACCAGUGAAGGAACACCAGAUCAUUGAGACGCUGUUGCCUCAGCUCAAGGACGAGGUAAUGAAGAUCAUGCCGGUUCAGAAACAAACCCGGGCUGGUCAGAGGACUCGAUUCAAGGCCUUCGUCGUCGUCGGUGACGGUAACGGCCAUGUCGGAUUGGGUGUGAAAUGCAGCAAGGAAGUGGCAACUGCUAUUCGUGGCGCUAUUAUUCUGGCGAAACUGUCUGUGAUUCCGGUAAGGAGGGGCUACUGGGGUAACAAGAUCGGGAAGCCACACACUGUGCCGUGCAAGGUUACCGGUAAGUGUGGGUCUGUUACAGUUCGGAUGGUGCCGGCUCCUCGUGGCGCUGGAAUCGUUGCUGCUAGGGUUCCGAAGAAGGUUCUGCAGUUCGCUGGUAUUGAAGACGUCUUCACUUCUUCUCGUGGGUCCACCAAAACACUCGGGAAUUUCGUCAAGGCAACCUUUGACUGUCUGUUGAAGACGUACGGAUUCCUUACACCCGACUUCUGGAGGGAGACUCGCUUCACUAAAUCCCCAUUCCAGGAGUACACGGAUCUGUUGUCGAAGCCUACAAAGGUCCUCAUUACUGAGGACACCACCAAGUUAGACGAUUAGUGAGAGAGAUCCUGGUUGGUAAAAAAAAAGCUAGGUAGAGUCGGUAUUUCUUUAAUUCGGCCUCUAUAUAUUUUUUCUUUUGCGAAUGUCCUUUUUCUUUUGAAGGUACAAAUGAAUGGGAUUUUAGAAUUUUCAUUAUGUUCUUUUUUGUUUGUACAAGAGUUUUGAAUUGACAAUUUAGCAUCAAAGUUUCUUGGUUUUAUUUGUUCCAA
Molecule: messenger RNA, 1110 nt
Organism: Nelumbo nucifera (sacred lotus)
Lineage: Eukaryota; Viridiplantae; Streptophyta; Magnoliopsida; Proteales; Nelumbonaceae
Biological process (GO): translation
Cellular component (GO): ribosome; cytosolic small ribosomal subunit
Molecular function (GO): RNA binding; structural constituent of ribosome
Source: RefSeq, a predicted model, not a curated record